CAGCCGGAUGUGUCGUCAAAACAGAAUUUCCGUUUCCGAUAUACGCAAUUUAGCCAAGAUAAUAUGAACUCCAUCAUAACAUGAUAUUGUGAAGAACUAUGAGGCAAUGGCGAGAAAUAUACUCUGUGUCCAACUGGAACAUACCGGAAGGCAACGUUGGCAGAAAGUGUUGUACAAGAGACAGCCAUUUCCUGAUAACUAUGUGGAUCAAAGUUUCUUAGAGAAGUUGCGCAAGAAUAUCCAUGCACGCAAGUAUCAGUACUGGGCAGUGGUGUUUGAAUCUGGAGUGGUGAUACAACAACUAUGUAGCGUCUGUGUCUUCGUUGUCAUCUGGUGGUACAUGGAUAUGGACCUGUUAGCUCCUCAGUGGCUAUUUGGAGCUGGCUUGAUUGCUUCCCUGAUUGGUUAUGUACUCUUUGAUGUCAUUGAUUCAGGAAUAGAAAGAAAUCAAAGUGGCCAGACACGAUGGGGAGAUCUGAAGAAUUCUGUGAUAUUUGUGGCAUUCACCUACGGCUUCUCUCCUGUCCUGAAGACCUUAACUGAGUCUGUCAGCACUGAUACAAUUUAUGCUAUGUCUGCCCUUAUGCUCCUAGGACAUCUGAUCUUUUAUGAUUAUGGGGCAAAUGCAGCGAUUGUGUCCAGUACACUGUCUCUCAACAUGGCCAUCUUUGCUUCAGUCUGCUUAGCCUCACGGUUGCCACGGUCCUUACAUGCCUUUGUCAUGGUGACAUUUGCUAUCCAGAUAUUUGCCUUAUGGCCUAUGCUACAGAAGAAGCUCAAAGCUCAAACCCCUCUUUGUUACAUGAUAGCUACCUUACUCUUUGCUUUAUCUGCCUUAAUGGGACUAUUAACCAUUUCCAGCGUUGGCACUGUUCUUUUUGCCCUCCUUUUGAUUGCCAUCUCAUGUCUGUGCCCUUACUGCCUCAUUAGGCUGCAACUCUUCAAAGACAAUAUCCAUGGGCCUUGGGAUGAAGCUGAAAUCAAGGAAGAUCUGUCCAAGUUUCUUAUGUAAACCAGGGAUCUACACUUUGGGGUUCAAUUCUUCCAAUUACCCUAGUCCCAGCGAAUAAAUGUUUAUUAACUGAAGCAAUUAAAACAAGCAAGAAUAAAAUACCUUUGAAAAUGCUUGAGAACAACUUAUUUAUAACGUAAUAUUGCCAAUAAAAGUUUUUUUUAUCAAGGAC
Messenger RNA from Thamnophis elegans (Western terrestrial garter snake), 1184 nucleotides. It is a transcript of the gene PIGC, whose product is annotated as phosphatidylinositol glycan anchor biosynthesis class C. Gene Ontology annotation, biological process: GPI anchor biosynthetic process. The coding region runs from base 107 to 1012 and encodes 301 amino acids. The transcript has 2 exons. NCBI's taxonomy places the organism in Eukaryota, Metazoa, Chordata, Lepidosauria, Squamata, Natricidae. The record is from RefSeq and is a predicted model, not a curated record. Gene Ontology annotation, cellular component: glycosylphosphatidylinositol-N-acetylglucosaminyltransferase (GPI-GnT) complex; membrane.